AUGGAAGACGAGUGGACGGUCAAUGCCAACGAGGCGCUUUUUAUCUCCCUCGUGCGACCCACGUCUUCCGGUCUCGAAAAGAUCGCAACGUUCAACCCGAAGUUCACAUAUGCCAUUUUCGGCGAAGACGAGCGCAUAUUCGGAUACAAGGGCCUGAAGAUAAACCUCCAGUACGAUGCUCGAGAUCUGCGACCGAAUCUGUCGGUGACCUCAUCCAGGAAGUUCGCUUCGGUCGCCGGUGUCGAGGCGCUAGAUGUCAGAGAGACCCUGAAAGAGUUCCUACCCGGAGUUGCAUUCCAGGGACGGCAGGAGUACGAUUCGGCUGUGAGAAAUACCCCGGAGACAUGGGCUCCUCCUGGUACCCUCGUCAAGACCGCCGAGAAGGAUGGGGAAAUCUACGAAGUAUGGCACGGCACCAUGGCAGACCUGGCUGUCAAGCAGAUGCUCAAGAGAAUCCAAGUUAUGGUCCUGCUGUUUAUUGAAGGCGGAUCUUAUAUCGGACAAAACCCGGAGGGCAAGGAGGAGCCAGAGUAUUCUCUGGCCCGAUGGUCGGUCUUCUUCAUUUACAAGAAGCAACCGACCACUGAUGCACCGGACAAGCACCGGUACAUAUUCCAGGGUUUCUCAACCGUCUACGACUUCUGGAUGUUCCAGCAGCCAACACCUCGGGCGAGCCCCGCCAAGGAUAGUAUUGACCACGCCUGGGAACUUCCCGAGGGAGACUUCUCCCUUAAGGAUCUUCCCAGCCGCUCGAGGAUAUCGCAGUUCGUCAUUUUGCCUCCAUUCCAAGGGAAAGGCGUCGGUGCCCUGCUCUACAACACAAUCUUUUGCCUCGGCGUCGACGAUGCGUCUGUGAAGGAGGUCACGGUUGAAGACCCUAACGAGGAUUUUGAUCUGGUUCGGGACCUCUGCGAUAUGAAGUAUCUGCGAAAGAACAUACCGGGAUUCGCAGCGCUCAAGGUCAACGCCAACGUGUCAAUACCCGAAAAGGGAGCCAUCCUCCACAACAACACGCGCGUUUCAUCUCCUGAGUCAGGGAGCUCGUCUGCGGAUGGCAUAGUCGAUAUGGAUGCGCUGGAAGCAAUGCGAGUCAAAGCCAAAAUUGCACCUCGGCAAUUCUGGAGACUUACGGAGAUGCAUCUCAUGUCGACGCUACCUGACUCUGUCCGGCCUCGACCAGAUACUGAUUCGGUUGCGCAACCCUCGCAAUCGAAAGCUGAUCUGCAAGCCUACACGGUUUGGCGAUUGCUGCUGAAGCAGCGCCUCUACCGCCGAAAUGCCAACGUUCUCGGGGAAUUCGAGAUCACCGAGCGUAUCAUCAAGCUCAACGAGACUGUUAGCAACGUCGAGUGGGAGUACGCGAGAAUCCUUGAGCGGUUAGAACCCAAAGCCGUUGUGGCUAACAGCAAGAGAAAGCUGGACAGCGAAGCGGAGGAAGCCAGCACGUCGAGCAAAAGAGCGCGAGUUGAGGACGCCUAG
Molecule: messenger RNA, 1479 nt
Organism: Anthostomella pinea
Lineage: Eukaryota; Fungi; Ascomycota; Sordariomycetes; Xylariales; Xylariaceae
Source: the annotation of a GenBank genome assembly